UAUAUACUUAUCAGUCUGCAUUCAAUCUUCUCCAUCUCUCUACAGAAGUCUCUCUAUUAUUAUCAUAAAUGAAGCUUUAUUGCAUGUUAGCAGUCGGCUUUUGCUUCUUGUUCCUUUGUUUUGUAGACUCUCAAAGAGCUCCAUGGCCUUUCGGUCUGACUGUGUUUUCACUCCUCUCGCUUUUCCCGUUCUUUCUUAAGUCUUGGCUUGUUCCUGGAGGCUUUGCAUGGAGGAACCACCAUGAAAAGUCUCCCCAACUUCGGGGUCCAAUUGGUUGGCCUGUGCUGGGGACUUUACCUGAAAUGGGUUCACUUGCUCAUCGUAAAUUAGCCGCCAUGGCGGCUUCCCUGGGUGCAACUAGACUCAUGGCAUUCAGUCUAGGGGCAACACGCGUGAUCAUCAGUAGCCACCCAGACACUGCGAGGGAAAUCCUAUCAGGGUCUUCAUUUUCUGACCGUCCGAUCAAGGAAUCAGCUCGUUCACUGAUGUUUGAGCGUGCCAUUGGCUUUGCUCCCUCCGGAAAAUACUGGCGUCACCUACGUAGAAUUGCCGCCAAUCACAUGUUCUCCCCAAAGAGAAUCUCGGGAUUAGAGGAGUUACGACAGCGUUUAGCCAAUGAAAUGCUGGUUAAAGUUCGUGAAGACAUGGAGAAGAGAGGAGUUGUGAUACUCAGAGAGAUAUUGCAAAAAGGGUCUUUAAGCAAUAUACUGGAGAGUGUGUUUGGGAGAUGUGAAUCUGUAGAGAGAGAAGAGUUAGGGUUUAUGGUAAAAGAAGGGUACGAGUUAAUAGCAAAGUUCAACUGGGAAGAUUACUUUCCGGUGAGACUUUUGGACUUGUAUGGAGUAAAAAGAAGGUGCCAUGAAUUGGCAAGUAAGGUUAAUACAAUUGUGGGACAAAUUAUUCAAGCAAGAAAACAAAAUCAGACUGAUGAGUUCAAUGGUGGAAAUGACUUCCUUUCUGCAUUGCUCUCUUUGCCUAAAGAAGAUCAGUUGACUGAUACAAAUAUGGUGGCCAUUUUGUGGGAGAUGAUUUUUCGAGGGACAGACACUGUGGCUAUACUGCUUGAAUGGAUCAUGGCGAGGAUAGUUUUACAUCAAGACGUCCAAACAAAAGUUCAACAUGAGAUUGACACGUGCGUCGGCCUUGAAAGGCAGGUGCAGGAUUUUGACAUCCCCAACCUCCCUUACCUUCAAGCCAUUGUCAAAGAAGUUCUACGUCUGCACCCUCCAGGCCCUUUACUCUCCUGGGCACGCCUCGCCAUUCAUGAUGUUCACGUGGACAAAGUUUUUGUGCCAGCUGGCACAACGGCAAUGGUCAACAUGUGGGCCAUAACCCAUGACCCCUCCAUCUGGAAGGACCCAUAUGCUUUCAAGCCUGAACGAUUCAUGGAAAACGACAACAACAACAUGUCUAUCAUGGGUUCGGAUUUAAGGCUUGCACCAUUUGGCUCGGGUCGCAGGGUUUGUCCUGGAAAGGCAUUAGGCUUAGCCACCGUGCAACUGUGGCUUGCCCGGCUUCUCCAUCAGUUCAGGUGGCUUCCGAUGCAGCCCGUUGAUCUCUCGGAGACCUUGAGGCUCUCUCUUGAAAUGAAGAAACCGCUUGCAUGCCGUGCGGUUCCCCGGCUAGCUUAAUGAUUUUGUGAAGCUGUAGCAAAGUGUAAAAAAAUUGUGCAUCCAUGCAAGAGUUGCUCUAAACACUGUAAAAUAUUGGCUUUAAAUGUUGAAACUGAGUUGCUUGAGUUUGAAGAAGUGUAUUUUAAAAGGUAUGUACGUGACAAUUAUAAGCAAUAAACUUAGUCAUAUUGCAAA
Mangifera indica (mango) is the source of this 1808-nucleotide messenger RNA. Its product is annotated as cytochrome P450 78A5-like. The coding region runs from base 69 to 1631 and encodes 520 amino acids. NCBI's taxonomy places the organism in Eukaryota, Viridiplantae, Streptophyta, Magnoliopsida, Sapindales, Anacardiaceae. The transcript has 2 exons. The record is from RefSeq and is a predicted model, not a curated record. Gene Ontology annotation, molecular function: iron ion binding; heme binding; monooxygenase activity.